AAUUAUAUUUAUUUGUUUAAUGACGAAUGACUCGCCGAAGAUUCAUAUCACUGCAGUCGACAUAAUGAGUCAAUGCAUGCUUCCGACUCGUGGUAGAGUGUUUAUAUAUAUUUUUCUUCUUUUUUUUUUUUUCUGUCUUGCUUCCUGACUCGCUUUUUAACCAAUCACCAUCGCGUUUAUUUAUAUAAUGAACUCUUGGGGUAGCACACAGCGAUGGAGCGAGUCGAUUUGGCUAUGAAUCCGAGUCAAAUUGAAUAUUUCAUCGGGCUGUACCGCGAUCAAGAGCACCUUUGGAAUUCACGUCAUCAGUGUUAUAAUAUGCGGUCGGCGAGGACUCUGGCUCUUCACGAAAUCGCCAGUAAAAUGGGCGAUGGCUGGACAGCCCAGCUUGUAAAGAUGAAAUGGCACGACUUAAAAUCAAACUAUAUGAGGGAGAAACGGAAAAGCAGGGAGAGCAUCAGAAGUGAAACCAGUGAAAAGUUUACUCCCAGUUGGUGGUUGUUUGGUCUUAUGGAUAGCUUCCUGGGCCCUAUCUAUGAGGAAAAGAGGAACAGUAUAAUUAGCAAUAAUACCAUCCAACAAGUAUCAAACCAAAAUAUCAUGGCGGAAAAUGAAUACAACUGGUCUCAGGAAGAGGACACAAAAAACUUCAUAAUAAAUCUAAAUGCUGACAAACUUUCCUACAACACUGGCAAUGCCGAUUGCCUUGCACAAGACACUCACACCAUGUUUACAGUGGAGCAAAAUGCUCAAACAGCUGCUACAACCAGUCACAAGUCAACGUUGCCCAUUCGGCGCAACAAGUUAAAAAACCUGCAUCGUAUGGAACACAACAGCCUAGAGACAAUUACAAACAGCAACAGAUUGCUUCAAGAACUGCAAGGAUCACUCACACCGGCUAUUGAAGAGGACCCCGAUGACAUAUUCGCUAAGCUAAUAGGCUUUGAGCUUAAAAAAAUCAGAAGUGACAUUCUGAAGUCUGAACUUAAACUGGAAAUCAUGAGUAUAUGCCACAAAUUUCAUAUAAAACAAAGAGCGGAAGCUGCUCACUGAAGCUGCUCGCAGAACAAACAAAGCAGGGGGUUGUUAUUUACUGUUACCAUUCCACUGCUGUUAUUUGUUGAUAUUCAAUUUCAACUGAAAGAAAUAUGUCAAUUCCAUUUUUUUUUUUUUUUUUUUUUUUAUGCUGAAAUUUGGCAUUGACAAAAUAUUUUCAUCACAAAAAUUAAAAUCAUAUGGGGAAAGGCAAAUCAAUAUGAACCUUACUUAUCCAAAAUUCAGUAAAGAGGGUUUUAUUAAG
Molecule: messenger RNA, 1300 nt
Organism: Octopus sinensis (East Asian common octopus)
Lineage: Eukaryota; Metazoa; Mollusca; Cephalopoda; Octopoda; Octopodidae
Exons: 3
Coding region: 214-1053 (279 amino acids)
Source: RefSeq, a predicted model, not a curated record